Chaetomium globosum CBS 148.51 is the source of this 2562-nucleotide messenger RNA. RefSeq lists its product as uncharacterized. Gene Ontology annotation, biological process: intra-Golgi vesicle-mediated transport; endoplasmic reticulum to Golgi vesicle-mediated transport; retrograde vesicle-mediated transport, Golgi to endoplasmic reticulum. The transcript is spliced from 9 exons. The coding region runs from base 1 to 2562 and encodes 853 amino acids. Gene Ontology annotation, molecular function: structural molecule activity; protein binding. The record is from RefSeq and is a predicted model, not a curated record. Gene Ontology annotation, cellular component: COPI vesicle coat. Lineage: Eukaryota; Fungi; Ascomycota; Sordariomycetes; Sordariales; Chaetomiaceae.
AUGGCCUUCCACGCACAGCGUCAGCUCUUUGCUCGCUCUGAGCGAGUCAAGGGCAUCGACUUUCACCCGACAGAGCCAUGGAUCUUGACGACCCUCUACAGCGGCCACGUCUACAUCUGGUCCUACGAAACCCAGCAAGUCGUCAAGACAUUCGAGCUCACCGAUGUCCCUGUCCGUGCCGGUCGCUUUAUCGCGCGCAAGAACUGGAUUGUCUGCGGGUCGGAUGAUUUCCAAAUUCGGGUAUACAAUUACAACACGAGCGAGAAGAUCGCUUCGUUUGAGGCCCAUCCCGAUUACAUCCGCGCGAUCGUGGUCCACCCGACACAACCUUUCGUCCUUACCGCUAGUGAUGACAUGACCAUUAAGCUCUGGGAUUGGGAGAAGGGGUGGAAGAAUGUUCGGGUGUUUGAGGGCAACUCGCACUACGUCAUGUCGCUCGCUAUCAACCCCAAGGACACCAACACAUUUGCCUCGGCCUGUUUGGACAGGACCGUAAAAAUUUGGAGCUUAGGGUCUUCCACACCCAACUUUCAGUUGGAAGCGCAUGAGACUAAGGGUGUCAACCAUGUGGAUUACUACCCUCACAGCGAUAAGCCUUAUUUGCUUACGACCUCAGACGACCGCACAGUAAAGGUGUGGGACUACACAACUAAAAGCCUAAUCGCCACACUAGAAGGCCACACCAACAACGUCUCCUUCGCGUGCUACCACCCCGAAUUGCCGAUCAUCAUUUCUGGCUCGGAAGAUGGCACCGUGAGGAUAUGGAACGCCAACACGUACCGCUUCGAGCAGUCCUUGAACUAUGGCUUGGAGCGGGCAUGGUGCGUGGCGUACCAGAAGGGCAAGCAGGGGGUUGCAGUGGGCUUUGACGAUGGGUCCGUAGUCAUCAAGCUGGGCCGGGAGGAACCUGCAGUGUCGAUGGACGGCUCCGGAAAGAUCAUCUGGGCCCGUCAUAACGAGGUUGUCUCAGCUGUGAUCAAGGGCGGCGAGUCGACCAAGGACAACGAGCCGAUCAACCUCAGCACCAAAGAGCUGGGCACCGCCGAGGUUUACCCCCAGGGCCUCAUUCACUCUCCGAACGGGCGGUUUGCGGCCAUUUGUGGCGAUGGGGAAUACAUCAUCUACACAGCCCUGGCCUGGCGCAACAAGGCUUUCGGCCAGGCUCUCGAUUUCGUAUGGGCAUCGAAGGACAACUCGAACGACUUUGCCAUCCGCGAGUCGGCGACUAGCAUCAAGGUGUUCAAGAACUUCCAGGAGAAGAAGGGCGGGCUCGACGUUCCCUUUGCGGCCGACGGGCUCACGGGCGGUGUACUGCUUGGUAUCAAAGGUCAAGGCGGCAUCUCCUUCUACGACUGGGCCACGGGGGGUCUUGUGCGACGCAUCGAGGUGGAGCCCAAGCAGGUCUACUGGAGCGAGAGCGGCGAGCUAGUGGCUCUCGCCUGCGAGGACACCACCUACGUCUUGAGGUUCUCGAGGGAUAACUACAACGAGGCGCUUCAGGCCGACCAAAUCGAGGACGACGGUGUCGAGGCCGCCUUCGAUGUGGUCACCGACAUCAGCGAGAGCAUCCGGUCCGCGGAAUGGCUUGGAGACGUGUUGAUUUACACCAACGGGACGAACCGGCUGAACUACUUGGUGGGCGACCAGACAUACACCGUGGCGCACUUCGACAAGCCCAUGUACAUCCUCGGCUACUUGCAGCGCGACAGCCGGGUGUAUCUCACCGACAAGGACCUAUCCGUCACGUCGUUUGCGCUCUCCCUCCCGGUCCUCGAGUACCAGACGUUGGUCCUCCGCGAGGAUAUGGACACGGCCGCAGAGCUGCUUCCCAGCAUCCCCCAGGACCAGCUCAACAAAAUCGCCCGGUUCCUCGAGGGCCAGGGCCACAAGGAACUCGCGCUCGAAGUCGCCACCGACACAGAGCACAAAUUUGACCUCGCCCUAUCGCUAAACCAGCUGGACGUUGCCCUAGAACUGGCACGCCAGGCCGACGCGGACCACAAGUGGAAGACAUUGGGCGACGCAGGCCUCGCUGCCUGGGACGUGCCGCUCGCGACCGAGUGCUUCGUCAAAUCCAAGGACCUCGGCUCGCUGCUGCUCGUCUACACGUCGACCAACGACCGCGCCGGGCUCGCCAAGCUCGCCGAGCAGGCCUCGCUGGCGGGCGCGCACAACGUCGCCUUCAGCUGCAAGUGGUCCCUGGGCGACGUCCAGGGCUGCAUCGACGUGCUCGUCGCCACCGGCCGCCUGGCCGAGGCCGUCCUGUUCUCCCAGACGUACCAGCCGAGCUUGACGGCUGGGCUGGUCGCGCAGUGGAAGGAAAGCCUGGAGAAGAACAAGAAGGGCCGUGUGGCCAAGGCGCUUGGUAUGCCUGGCGAGGAUGAUGAGCUGUUCCCGGAGUGGGAUGAGUGGCUCAAGCUUGAGAAAGGGGGUUCCACGGCUGCUCCUGCUGUUGCUAAGGCGGCUGCUGGUGAGGAAGCUGAGGAUGAGGAGGAGGAAGAAGAGUCGGAAGAGGACGAGGACGAUGAUGAGGAGGAGAGCAGCGAGGAGGAGGUCGAGUAG